Protomyces lactucae-debilis is the source of this 507-nucleotide messenger RNA. RefSeq names its product nucleolar protein 12-domain-containing protein. The record is from RefSeq and is a predicted model, not a curated record. Gene Ontology annotation, molecular function: RNA binding. Lineage: Eukaryota; Fungi; Ascomycota; Taphrinomycetes; Taphrinales; Protomycetaceae. Bases 1 to 507 code for a protein of 168 amino acids. The transcript is spliced from 2 exons. Gene Ontology annotation, cellular component: nucleolus.
AUGAAGCACGAGCGCAAGGAUACGCGCAAGUCAUCCGACAAGAGAGGGGACAAAAAAGGCUCAGGCAAAUCAGGAUCAGGCGGCAAACGCAGCAACACGCAAAGUCUAUCAAGAGGAAAACAGAUUGCGCGCAUCAAGAAGCAGUCCAAGGCCAAUCGUAUACCAGAGAUCAGCUUUGAUACGGAUGCGCGGCAAGAAUUUCUCACCGGCUUCCACAAACGCAAGUUGGAGCGCCGAAGCAAGGCAAUCAAGAAGCAAGAGGUCGAGGCGAGACAAUCGAUGCUCGAGAUGCGCGCAGAGCUGAGAGCGCAGCGCAAAAGAGAUCUGGAGCAGCGUCUAGAGGCAGCUCGCGCGGAUAUGGGUCUCCCUGCGGAGAACGGCUUUGAUGACGAUGGCGAAGAGAGCAGCAAACGGAGCAAGAAGAAGGCAAGCGUCGGACUAUGGCAAGAGGCAGAGUAUGAGAACGACGACAAGCUCAUCUCGGUGACCAUCACGGAAGACAUUUGA